Messenger RNA from Alexandromys fortis (reed vole), 2193 nucleotides. RefSeq names its product insulin like growth factor binding protein 4 (gene Igfbp4). Lineage: Eukaryota; Metazoa; Chordata; Mammalia; Rodentia; Cricetidae. The record is from RefSeq and is a predicted model, not a curated record. Gene Ontology annotation, cellular component: extracellular region. Gene Ontology annotation, biological process: regulation of insulin-like growth factor receptor signaling pathway. The transcript is spliced from 4 exons. Bases 274 to 1038 code for a protein of 254 amino acids. Gene Ontology annotation, molecular function: insulin-like growth factor I binding; insulin-like growth factor II binding.
CCCGAGAGCCGGUCCCGGGCAGCCGCUCAGCCCCCUGCCCCCGCCGCCUGCUGGGCCGGGCCGAGGAUGCAGCGCAGCGCCUGGGUGGCCAGGCUCGCUCCGCUCCAGCGUGCUUGCUAACUUCCCCAGCUCCGUCCCUGCCUGCCGGGGCCGCCCCGUGUCCCCACGCCCUCCGGGUCUGGUCCACUUAGCGCCCUGGGCGCUGCCUCCGGGUCCCUUGCAGCCCGCUCGCGACUCCGCGCUCCCCUUCUGUGCCCAAUCUUCGUCCUCACCAUGCUGCCCUUCGGCCUCGUGGCCGCCCUGCUGUUGGCCGCAGGGCCUCUGCCGAGCCUGGGCGACGAAGCCAUCCACUGCCCCCCCUGCUCCGAGGAGAAACUGGCGCGCUGCCGCCCCCCUGUGGGUUGCGAGGAGCUGGUGCGGGAGCCUGGCUGCGGUUGUUGCGCCACUUGUGCCCUGGGCUUGGGGAUGCCCUGCGGGGUGUACACCCCACGCUGUGGCUCAGGUAUGCGCUGCUACCCGCCCCGGGGAGUGGAGAAGCCCCUGCGCACACUGAUGCACGGGCAGGGCGUGUGCACGGAGCUGUCGGAGAUCGAGGCCAUCCAGGAAAGCCUGCAGUCCUCUGACAAGGAUGAGAGCGACCAUCCCAACAACAGCUUCAACCCCUGCAGUGCCCACGAUCAUAGGUGCCUGCAGAAGCAUAUGGCCAAAAUGCGAGACCGGAGCAAGAUGAAAGUCGUGGGAACAGCCCGGGAGGAACCCCGUCCUGUGCCCCAGGGUUCCUGCCAGAGUGAGCUGCACCGGGCCCUGGAGCGACUGGCUGCCUCGCAGAGCCGGACCCAUGAAGACUUCUUUAUCAUCCCCAUUCCCAACUGUGACCGCAAUGGCAACUUCCACCCCAAACAGUGCCACCCCGCCCUGGAUGGACAGCGUGGCAAGUGCUGGUGUGUGGACCGGAAGACAGGGGUGAAGCUCCCAGGGGGCUUGGAACCCAAGGGGGAACUGGACUGCCACCAACUGGCUGACAGCUUCCAAGAGUGAGGCCUGCCAGCAGGUGGAGGACUCAGUGCCCCCUACUAGGCCCCUGUGCUCUGGGGGCUGUAGAGUUGACCGGGCAUGGAGUUUUGGUCUGAGUCCUGGCUCUCUGCCUCCGGCCCUGCCCAAAGUUUCCCUUGGUGUGUGUGUGUGUGUGUGUGUGUGUGUGUGCAUGUGUGUGUGCGUUUGUGUGUGUGUCUAUGGGGCACAAGUAUGGCCCAUGGGGUAAGCCUGAGCCUAGAGUACCCACUAUGGACCUAGAUAGCCCAAGAGGUCUGAGUGUAGCAACAGGAAGCCCCAGUGUGUUUUCAAAUCAAUCUUGAAUUCAUUCAUUCAUUCAGCCAUCCAAAAACAUGUAUUGACAACAUACUACAUGCCAGCUUUAGUUUUCAGCCCUGGGAGGCCUCAUUCUAAUUUCCUCUGAUUGUGGCAUGCGAGGUGUUCCUUUAAGGUGACCGGAAGCCUAAGGAGAAAAGAAACCUCAUUCUUGGAGUCGGAGAGAAAGAAAGUCGUGAACAUUUGACCACUCUCCCUCUCUUCAAUCUAGUCAGUGUGGAAAGGUGUGGAGUGGAAGGGGGCUUAAGGCUCAUGAGACCCUCCCCCACGCUCAAGCCAAGCCCUGUUGCUGUCCCCUGUUCUCCUUCCUCAGAUUCUCCAGAGGGAAGCAACUGAGGGGCAGUGCCCAUCUUUGGGUCUGGUCUGGGUGUUGGGUCCUCUGAUUAAUUGCCUUGAAGAUGAAGCUCUGCGGUGGGAGAUGAAGGCCUGAGGACAGGGGGUGGGGAGGGGGUAUCUCUUUGAGCAGUUAAGAGUGAAGAAAGGAUGUAGGAUUGGAUUGUGUGUGUGGAGGAUUGGAUUGGAUGGAGAGGAUGCUGGGAGAUGAGGAGCUGCUGAGGUCCUGGCCUGAGCCCUAACUGUGGUUACUGGUCACAAAGUCACCAGGAUGACCCUGUCUUUCCAGCUACCCGCUGCCUGUGGCCCCACCUCCCUCCCCAUAUCACCCUUCCCUUACACCUCCUGUCCCACCCUCUCUCUCCUCCUGGGCAUUUUCUGGCUUACCUGGAUAGACUUAGAGACCUGCUUGUUGGCUGUGAUGUCUUUUCAUUCAUUUUUUUUCUUUUUUUAAAAAACAAAACAGAACAAAACCAAAAAAUGUCCAGAUAA